Penicillium pulvis is the source of this 1089-nucleotide messenger RNA. RefSeq lists its product as uncharacterized. Lineage: Eukaryota; Fungi; Ascomycota; Eurotiomycetes; Eurotiales; Aspergillaceae. The coding region runs from base 1 to 1089 and encodes 362 amino acids. The transcript has 3 exons. The record is from RefSeq and is a predicted model, not a curated record.
AUGUGGCUUUUUGCAAGACAUCCUGUCAAGCAUGUAUUACCAAAGCCGUACAGCUUCACACUUAGAUCUGGCAUUCAUAAACGACCACAAAAUUUCUCAACAUCAAAAUGUGCAGCUACCUCCGUGAAGCGAUACUCUACGGCCCAAGCAGCCCCUUUCCACCUACAAUAUGGAGUUGGGCCCAGUCAGCUGGAAUCUAAGGCCCAUUCCCUAGGAUGGAACGCAAUCCAAGCAUUGGUAGAGCCAAGCUUCGUGCAGCAUUGGAAGUUUUCCAGCGAGAAAGAAAAAAAAGGGUUCCUUGCUCUAGGGUUUUCGCGCGCCUUUAGUCAAUUUUUCCCGCUCACGCUCGAUGAGCGGGUUGAAGUGACGUGCAAGAUGCAUUAUCUGGCCCUCUUAAUUGAUGACCAACUGGAUAAAAUGAAUGCGGCCGAUAUGCUGUCAUACCGAGAACUUAUAAUGCAGAUUGCACGAGGGAAAGAAGAGCCCGACAGAUCAGUCUGCGUGGAAUGGAUGCUUUUUGAUACUCUCCAGUCUAUGCGAACCAUUGAUGAAACCCUGGCAAAUGAUUUGGUAGAGGGAUUUUGUACGCUGUUGCAGAUGCAAACUGCACCGGAACGCACAACUAUCAAGCAUCUUGGCCCGUAUCUCGAGCGCAGAGAGAUAGACGUUGGCAGGUCGUUCUAUACAGCACUUAUUCGAUUUGGUGCAAACUUACACCUCAGCCCUAGCGAGCUUCAACAGACCUCCGCACCUGAAAGCACCGCCUUCCGCUUCAUGGGAGUUUUGAAUGAUGUGUACAGCUGGGACAAAGAGUGGAAAGCAUACCAAGAGCACUCGACAGACGGAGCCCAGCCAUUCUCGGCCGUUCAUGUGCUGGCGCAGGAAACGGGUCUGCCCUACCCUGCUUGCAAGCGUCUGAUGUACAGCUACUGUCGAGAGCUGGAGCUCGUACUGGCGCAGUCUGCAGCGGAAAUCAGAGAAAGUGCCGGUGGCACUUUGAGGCCCGAGAUGGAGAAAUACAUCAAGGGCCUUGAGUAUCUCAUGAGCGGGAUAGAGCUAUGGAGUCAAUGGACGCCACGCUAUCGGUGA